This is a messenger RNA of Ogataea parapolymorpha DL-1, 774 nucleotides long. RefSeq lists its product as uncharacterized. The transcript has a single exon. The coding region runs from base 1 to 774 and encodes 257 amino acids. The record is from RefSeq and is a predicted model, not a curated record. Lineage: Eukaryota; Fungi; Ascomycota; Pichiomycetes; Pichiales; Pichiaceae.
AUGAAAAGAAUUUGGACGCCUUACGUUGACAUCAUGACAUUGGGAAUUUCGCAAAGCACCGAGACAAAAGAGGAAGCGACUUUGAAGAAGUCGCCGUCCAUCACCAACAUCUCGAAGUUUGCACAGCCGAAACCGCUUCCGAUCAGCUUCAAUAUGAAGAUCAGCGAGGAGCUGGCCGAGAUCAAGACGGCAUUGACGGACCUGAAAGUGCGUUCGAAGAACAACAACCAGAGUCUCACGAAGCUGAACGAGAAUCUGGCGAGAUUCAAUGAGACAACGGGCGGCGAGGAGCGGAAAGAGCUCCAGACACUGGUGCAACAACUGCGCGAGGUUGUCGAGGAAUUGAGGGCAGGAAAGGAGCCGGGGGAGGCAGAAAAGGAGAAACAGGUUACGGAUUUUACAAAGGACCAGAUAGUGGCAGAUCAGAGCUAUCUGGAGGCCCUUCGUGCCGAGCAGACGGAACUGCUCCAGAAAAAUAAAGCGGCCACGGAAGAGCUUCUGCGCACAGAAUUGGCCGCGUCUCAGCUGCGCGCCAAAUGUGUACAGUACACAGCUCAUCUGAAGACGCUCCGGAGCGAGUUCAAGCAGCUCGAGACGGAGAAAGAGCAUCUGAUCAGCAAUCUAGAGCGUGAAAAGCAGAACAGCCACACCCCAAGUAGCCAGAAACUGCUGGAUUUGCUCACAGCAGCAUCUCUCGACAACGGUGGUACUAUCCGGUCUGGCACGCGCGCAGAAAACAAGGAGAAUCACCGCAUCUUCAGCUCCGUGUAUUAG